This is a messenger RNA of [Torrubiella] hemipterigena, 3119 nucleotides long. The record is from the annotation of a GenBank genome assembly. Lineage: Eukaryota; Fungi; Ascomycota; Sordariomycetes; Hypocreales; Clavicipitaceae.
CGACGCUUUUAGCAAUAAAAAUGGACAAGCUUCCUGUGGAGGUGUGGCAGCUGGUGUUCAGCAAUCUAUCUACCCCAGACCUGGUGCCUGUGUGUCGCUUGAACCGCGCUGCGAAUAGAAUUGCUCAGGAAUCACUCUACUCUGAUAUUGAGUUGAAAUGGACACCGCUUGGUCCACCAGUGCAGAUAGUUCCGCUCAUACAGAAACUGGCAAGGAGACCAGAUCUUGCCAGCCGUGUAAGGAGUUUGAUACUGACAGGUUCUCGGCCAUGUAGGCAUCUUCAGGGUGGUGUGAUUACCAUACCUGAAGAUCAUUACCAAGAACUCAUCGACGUCAUUAUGCCUUUUGGCGCCGGUUAUAGCACAGAUUGGAUUACUGGUCUCAUGCAUGGUAGAUUGGAUGCCUUUGUAGCAGUGCUACUUGCUCAGCUACCCAACAUGGUUACACUCGAGCUCACUUAUCAAUUUGCACGAGACAUUGACUUCUUGUGCAGGCUUUUCUGCUACCGAUAUACUCAUGCAAUGCUGAAAGAUGCGCCGGUCCUCUUUUCUCGCUUAACGCAUGUCAAUUUUCAGCCGUAUUUGGGUAAUCACUCUCCUUGGAGCUCGGGGAAUAUGUACGAAGCAUCGUGCUUUUUUUAUCUCCCGGCCGUACAACAUUUGGAAACGGAGAUGUUAGGUCCGCACCAAUUUUCAUGGCCACUACUGGAGCUGCCGGAUCCAAUCAAUCUGCGAUCCCUCAAGCUUAUCAUUAGCCGCAAGGGUUUCACUAGGCGUAUCCUCCAGCGCACGACGAAUCUCCAAUCGUUGGAUUGGGUACUGCCCACCAUCAUCGAUGAAAGCCACGUUGCUGUUGUAUUACAACAUCUCGAUCUUCAAACUGUUGGCUUGAAUCUACACCCUGUGGCAGAUAGUUUAACAAGCCUGAAUCUCGACAUUGGUGGCUACCAUGGUCUGAGUUACUACUUUAGUACCAUCUACCAGACUAUCGCGCUCAAAGAACUGAAUCUUCGGCCGCUCUCUCAGCUACGAACGAUUGAGGCACCUUUAGCAUUUCUGAUCGGGCUCUCACCCGAUGACCUUCUGACACCUUUACACGAACGCCUACCGCCCAGUCUCGAACAUCUCACCCUGAAAGACACUUUUGGAAAUACCAAUUGUAUCGAGUGGCAAAGCAAGGAUGAGUUUUCUGUUUUCGAGAACUGGUGGACAAGCCUUGAGCUAUACACGCCGCGUUUUAUCAGCUUCAGGUUACAGCUUGAUUGGGCCAAGGAAAAAUGGCUGCUGGAAGAAAGGUUGGCGCUGCAGGAGCUUGGUACUGAACACGGCAUCAAAGUAACUGUACAGAAGAUAUAUGAAGAUGUGGUCUAAGUUCCAAUAGCCCUUGGAGUAUAUUAUUCGUGAUUAUAUACAUAUUAUUCUAUUCGCAGCCCUCGGGCACAACGCACACGUCUUGCACUGGGCAUGUCCGCCAAAGAACCUGCUUCACCUCCUCAAAUACCCGAGUCGGGGUGUCCAUGGCCCAUAGCACAUCCAGAUGCUCAUACUCUUCAAUCACAGUCUUAUGGAUAACGGUAACAAGCGGUUCUCGUCCAUUCUCCAGACGCCGCAGCCACCUCCGGCCAUCAACAAGUUCGUCUCUACCACACACCCAAAACGCCAUGGGUGGCGCUCGGGCAUCAUACCACGCCGAUUUCCGUUUAUCCGACUGCAAACCAUCUGUUUUGGGUUCUGCGUCAGCAGCUUCUUCGGCUUGACAGGUCUCUUUCGUGGCGAGGAUGCAACCGUGUCGAGCAAACCCAUCUCGGCCGAGCCACCACCGCAUCGCCUCAGCGCUGACAUAUACCGGAGCAAACUGAAACUGUCGAUCGCGUAGACCACGAUCCCAUCGAUUAUCUGACCAAUCGAACAGAAACGAAAACACUUUAUAUCCUAGCCAUCCGUAUAACCGUGGCGGCACCACCGAAUGCAUCGUCAUCAUAGAGGGUAUAAAAGCGUGCAUGCCAAAGAUGAGCCGGUACAGCUUCGGCGGAAGCAGAUUGAUCAAUUUCAAGUAAAUCUUGUUUAAUAGAGGCCCAGCAUACACUGCCGGUGCCAGAGCGCAAAACACGGAUAUUUUUUCUCCUAGUUCCGGGCGCUGGUCCUUUGCCAGCGCCACAAACGUCUGCGUCGUCCCUUGCGAGUGACACACUAGACCAAUCUUUUCAAAGCCUGUUGCUUCACGGACUCUAUCGACAAGCGCAGAGAGAUCAUAGACGCCCAUGUCGCGAAUAUUCCACGCCCACAUGCGCGGGUCGCUCGUAUGCAGGGUCUCGUGGCCUGGCACGAAGCCGCAGCGAUUAUUGCCCAGCCAGACGUCAAAGCUAGCCUUGGCGAGCCAAAAGGCAAGCGAGGCAUCAUCGUUGCAGCAGAAUGCGCCUGAACUUUGUAACAGCCCGUGCAUCAGCAGUACCGGCAUUCUCUUCUUCUGUAAAGGUGGUUCAUUGGGAUUCACAACGUGCUGCAUGUCAAGAUGGAAUCCGUCCUCCGUGACAACCUUGAAGGUUUCCACGUCUAAGCCGACUCGGCGGGCGUAAUAUCCUACAUCGCAAACUAUAGGAUCCUUUCCGCCCUCUGUUGGUUUGAACUGUUCAGCUGUGCCCUCCUGGUCCUCGCCUAGUGACGUGACCGACGCGCGACGAUGCCAUGCACUAUCACGCCUCUUCCGAUCUUGUGUACGCUUGAUUUGUUCGGCAUAUAACGGGCGAUUGGUGCGAUGAUCGCGCAGAGUAACUUUAUAAAAGAGCUUGCGACAUGCCCCGGGGAUACUGGUGACGAGCGAGGCUACCACAAUGGAAAGGAGGUAGGUGAGGCUGAGAACGAACGAUGUAGCGCGGAAGAAGAGGCUUCGAAGGCGGCUACGGCGAGUUGCUGGCGCCGGGUACGUCGGAAGCGGUGGAAAUAGUGGGUGAGGCGAAAGAAUAUGCUUUUUAACAGUUUGCGCGGCGUCGAUGGCGCUCAGCGCGAUGUCGUCACUCAUGUGUCGCGUGGUGAUGUUGAUAGGGGGGCUUGCUAAGGCGCCGUGUGUUUCUUCCAGCGGUCAAUUGCGAGGUUCCAAGGAGUAAAAUUGGUCUUUCACAU